Molecule: messenger RNA, 4156 nt
Organism: Rhea pennata
Lineage: Eukaryota; Metazoa; Chordata; Aves; Rheiformes; Rheidae
Gene: DCBLD1
Product: discoidin, CUB and LCCL domain containing 1
Exons: 15
Coding region: 1-2301 (766 amino acids)
Cellular component (GO): plasma membrane
Molecular function (GO): signaling receptor activity
Source: RefSeq, a predicted model, not a curated record
AUGCCGCGGGGCAGCCGUCCCCCUCCGCGGGCGCGCUGCCUGGCCCCGCAGCGGCCCCGACGGCGAGGAGGAGGAGGAGGCGGAGGCGGGGAGGAGGAAGAGAAAGGAGCAGGAGGGAAGCGGGGAAGUUGCGCCUGCCCUUCCCCGCCGGGAGCCGGAGCCAUGGGCCCCGCCGCGGGGGCGCGGGCCGCCCCGUCGCUGCUGCUCUCGCUGCUGCUCGGAGCCGCUGCCCCGCUCUGGCUGCGCGCGGAGAAGCUGGGGGAUGGAUGUGGGCAUGUGGUAAUGUACCAAGACAGCGGGACCUUGGCAUCCAGGAACUACCCUGGGACAUACCCGAACUACACGGUUUGUGAAAAGAAAAUUCAAGUGCCUCAGGGAAAACGCCUGAUCUUAAAAAUCGGAGACCUGGAUAUUGAAUCACAGAAGUGUGAAUCCAGCUACCUUACCAUCCUGAGCUCUUCAACGUUGCACGGGCCAUACUGUGGUAACGUGAUGCCCAUCCCCAAAGAAAUCAUUUUGGAUAGUAAUGAAGCAACUAUUCAUUUUGAGAGCGGAUCCCACGUGUCAGGACGAGGCUUUCUGUUGUCAUAUGCCAGUAGUGACCAUCCAGAUCUCAUCACAUGUUUGGAACGAGGAAACCACCACACAAAGACUGAGUACAGCAGAUACUGUCCUGCUGGCUGCAGAGACAUAGCGGGUGACAUUUCUGGGAAUAUAAUAGAAGGAUACAGAGAUACCUCGCUGCUGUGCAAGUCGGCCAUCCACGCCGGCGUUAUCGCGGACGAGCUGGGCGGCCAGAUCAGCGUGACCCAGCAGAAGGGCGCCAGCCGCUACGAGGGCGUCGUGGCCAACGGCGUGCCCUCGCAGGAUGGUUCACUGUCAGACAAGCGGUUUAUAUUUACCUCAAAUGGCUGCAAUAAAUCUCUCAGUCUGGAAGAGGGAUUCCUCUCCAAGAGUCAAAUUACUGCAUCUUCCUACUGGGAGGAGACCAAUGAAUUUGGGCAGCAAUUUCUGUGGUCCCCUGACAAGGCUUGGCUUCAGGUUCCAGGACUGGCCUGGGCUUCCAACCACAGCAGCGGUCGUGAAUGGUUAGAGAUAGACUUUGGAGAGAAGAAGAGAAUAACAGGGAUUAAGACCACUGGUUCUGGAUCCACUAUGCUGAAUUUUGACUUUUAUGUAAAGACAUUUAUUAUGAACUACAGAAAUAACAACUCAAAAUGGAGAACUUACAAAGGAAUUCUAAGCAAUGAAGAAAAGGUAUUCCAAGGCAACUCCAAUGCUGGUGACAUAGUACGUAAUAAUUUCAUCCCUCCAAUAGUGGCCCGUUAUGUGCGAGUUAUUCCCCAAACCUGGAACCAAAGAAUAGCAUUGAAGCUUGAGCUGAUCGGUUGUCGAAUCAUGCAAGGUAACAGCUCAUUUACACAUUCAAUGUGGCAAAAACCAAGCCAGAGCACAGAAACCUCCCUUGGAAAAGAAGACCGGAUGGUUACAGAACCCAUCCCAUUGGAAGAAACUAACUUAGGCUUAAAGCUUACAGCUAUAAUUGUCCCAGUCCUCAUAGUGCUGUGUCUGUUCCUGUUCUCUGGAAUUUGUAUCUGUGCAGCUCUACGAAAGCGAGAAACCAAUGGACUUUCUUAUGGAUUGUCCAAUGCUCAGAAAUCAGGUUGUUGGAAACAAAUCAAGCAGCCCUUCACCAGACAUCAGUCAACUGAAUUUACCAUUAGCUAUAAUAAUGAGAAGGAGACACCACAAAAACUAGAUCUGGUCAUGAGUGAUAUGGCAGAGUAUCAGCAGCCUCUCAUGAUUGGAACUGGGACAGUGACACGCAAAGGAUCUACUUUUAGACCCAUGGACACCGAAGAUGAGGGAAGAAGGGGGAGUUCGGAGUUUGAAAAUCACUAUCACUGUCCGCAAAGAGCUAACCGGCACGAAUAUGCUCUGCCCCUGACCAGUCAAGAACCCGAAUAUGCCACCCCCAUCAUAGAGCGGCACACGGAAAGAGAAAAUAAUUUCCCCUCUGAGAACGGCUACAACGUUCCUGUAAUCUCAUCUCAUAAACACUCGCUGUCUGCUGGCAGUUUCUCCAGUUCAUGUAAGACCGACGCCAGGAAUGGCGACUACCAGACACCUCAAAGUGUAAUAAACUAUGAUAAACCUAAAGUUAACAGUAUUCUGACCUCUGUGAGCUACAGUACGGACUACCAGAAGCCCCAAACUAAUUCACUAGGAAGUGAGGGUUACUCAACACCUAGAGACUGCCUAAAACCAAUAAGCCAGACAGCAAUGACAGCUCUCUUGUGAUCUGUUGAACAAGAGAGACCUGGUGCGCAGGAAUGCUACUAUACAGCUACAGCUUCUGAAAUGAAAAUAGAGUUUUAAAGGAGUCUACUGUGGAAGGCAGAAGGCAAACAAACCCUGUGUACAUAAUAUUGCAGUCUUGCUGGGUUCUGACAUCUGAAGAAAGCAUAUGCUGUUUAUCACUGUUUAUAGCAAGAGAGAUGUUAUCACUGAAGACUGUAUAUCUUAUUUUCUGUAACUGAUCUCAGUGCUCUGUUUGCAAUGUGCAAUUUGUACAUAGCUUUUAUUUAAGGAGAAUUUCUUAAGUAAGUUUCCUUUUCACCUGUGGAACCAAUGGAGAAACUAUUGCAAAAAGGACACUAUUUUUUUUUUUUUUAAGUUUCCUCUUCUGACUUUAUUUUAUCUGCUGUUGUACUGGCAGCUGUAAAUUGUGUAGCUUAUGGCUGUGGUGGUUCAUUUCCUUUCCUCUGAUAACUGAAGAUAGGGCAUCACUAUAGUUCUUCUUGGGAGGGUAGAAGACGUAAAACUACUUGAAGCAUAAAGCGCACAAGCAAAGGCAGCUGAGCAUUUAAAUGCUGUGUUCAAAUCCACCUUCCCAGCUGCCUUUUUAGCAGUAAUUUUUACAUGCUUGAAUUUGUUCUGGCCUAUGAGCUGAGCCGUGUAAUUUGCUGUUCAUGUUAAAGUCAGGUAAAAGGCUGAAACCUGUUUGGGGUUAGAAGCCAUGGUGAUCAUUUUGCAGGUACAUCUGCAGUAGAAAAAAAAAAUGAACACCUGUUAAUCUGUUUCUUCAAGAAAGGUGUGUGGAACCAAAAUGUGAAUUUAUAGCUGAGAAUUAAAUUCUGUUCAAGCCCCAGCUGAUGCUGUUGCUGCUAUAUUAUAAGGAAGUUACUCUUUGACAUAGAGCAGCAUGCAUUCUGAACUCUUCCUUACUCCAUUAUUUUUCUGUCCUAUAAAUUUAGUGUAUUGUUUAUAUUUGAAAUAUUUAGACAAAGUAAAGCACAAUGUGUAUGCGAUUUACUGUAGCAUCUAAAUUUGCAAAAGAGCAGAUCAGCACAGUUGUUUUCAAAUAAUUUUUGUUUUGCAGGGAAUGCGAUCCUUAAUUCUUUUUUUGGACAAACUUGAAAGUGUGGGGAUAGGUGCGACGUAUUGCACAGCAGCUGACUCCUCUUUCAGCAGAGGCGUCACUAAAGCUGAACAGCUUCCCGUGGUGACUGGAACUGGCCAUUGCCAUUCUCCCUGCAGCACUUGGAGCCUUACUUUGUGUUCAGAAGCAUGUCCUAAAAUACCAAGAAGUGAUACGCUUCUGGGGAUGAAGAAUGGUGCUAUAUUUAAGGCACAAGGUUGGGAAAACAGAGCAGUAGAAUCUGAUCUGCAGGAAAGUCACUUUAUCUCAAGGCCCUCCGUUUCUUUGUGUGUAAACUGGGAUAAUUCGCAAAGGAUGCAACAAAGAUUCUUUCUUUGUAAAGUGCUUUCAGAUCCUGGGAUGGAAAGUGCUGUAAGAGUACAGAAUAGUUGUAGUGAUCCUAUUUACAAAUAUUGCUAAUUCUAGCCAUAUCCGAUCUUCAGACAACUCUUAGUGGGUUCUUUGCGUAUGCUUGUUUUGUGGCCUCAGUUGUGCAGUUCUCUCAUGCUGAUGCACAGUGCAUGUGAUUCCUGUGCAAAGAAAAAAAAAGAGUCAAGGUAACCUUGUAGCCUUCCUGUGUUUGCUGUCGAUACAGUUUCUGUGAAAUGUGUAAAACACCUCAGGUUCUGAAGUGAAACAGCAGCAGCCUGUUUGUUAGACCGAGCCGGGCAGUGUUGUUUACCUUCUGUUGUUUACAUGUCUAUGUAAAUAAAGAACACUGGUAUUUGUAAAUCA